Gastrolobium bilobum is the source of this 808-nucleotide messenger RNA. Its product is annotated as transcription initiation factor IIA subunit 2. Gene Ontology annotation, biological process: transcription initiation at RNA polymerase II promoter; RNA polymerase II preinitiation complex assembly. The coding region runs from base 213 to 533 and encodes 106 amino acids. The transcript has 4 exons. Gene Ontology annotation, molecular function: RNA polymerase II general transcription initiation factor activity; TBP-class protein binding. Lineage: Eukaryota; Viridiplantae; Streptophyta; Magnoliopsida; Fabales; Fabaceae. Gene Ontology annotation, cellular component: transcription factor TFIIA complex. The record is from RefSeq and is a predicted model, not a curated record.
UAGGGUAUAAAAAGCCCCAAAUUUCUUGGCUCCCAAACGCUAUCGGGCCAAACGUUAACCGAGAAGAAGAAUUGAACAAGAACUGAAGAAGAAAGGAAAGAGCUGCUCUCAACUCUCAACGUCGCUACCCGAUUCGUAAUUUGGAUUCCAACCCUAGAUCUUUCUUUUUUCUCGUAUCUGUUAUCAACGCAGAUCGCGUUUUGAAAGCAAGGAUGGCGACGUUCGAACUGUACCGGAGGUCGACGAUCGGAAUGUGCCUUACCGAGACUUUGGACGAGAUGGUUCAGAACGGCACUCUCAGCCCUGAGCUUGCUAUUCAGGUUCUUGUUCAGUUCGACAAGUCUAUGACUGAAGCUUUGGAAACGCAUGUUAAAAGCAAGGUCUCCAUCAAGGGGCAUCUCCACACUUACAGAUUUUGUGACAAUGUUUGGACCUUCAUGUUACAAGAUGCAAUGAUUAAGACUGACGACUGCCAAGAGAAUGUUGGACGAGUUAAAAUAGUGGCAUGUGAUUCGAAGUUGCUUACACAAUAAUAUGCCCAAUGUCCGCUGCAUUGUCAACAAGGGGAAAUUGUCCUCAUCUACUGGUACUAUGGAAAUUAUGGCAAGACAGUAGUGACAGAUGAUCUUAAUUCUUGCGGGAACUAGCAACUAUUGAACGUUAUGUAUUUAAAAGCCAUUCAUAUUCAUAACUUUAGUUAAAUUAAUAUUACGCUAAAAAUGCUGAAUGGAAUCGGAUGAAGAUACUCUGUUUCUCUGUACUUUGUUCUGUUCUUCCGGGGGUACUAGUAAACGAAUUUAUUUAUGUC